Molecule: messenger RNA, 1403 nt
Organism: Colletotrichum phormii
Lineage: Eukaryota; Fungi; Ascomycota; Sordariomycetes; Glomerellales; Glomerellaceae
Exons: 2
Coding region: 147-1172 (341 amino acids)
Source: RefSeq, a predicted model, not a curated record
ACAACCAGGAGUCUAGGACCCAAUUUGUAGCCGUGGUUUUUUUUUUCGUUUCUUUUUUGCGGGCAUCGUUGAAUUGCCUUCGAACCAUCAUGAGCUGAUGAUCUGACGCCUUUACAACCACCAGCCAUGACGGGCGUCAUGCUGUGAUGGAGGAUCGUGGGGAGACCUCAUCCAUCUCUUUAUGCUUGACACAUUCCCUACGCUUACCCGCAGACACGCGCCAGUCAACUUUGGGACAUACCUGGUAUCCAGACUUGGGGCAUAGGCUCGAGGACCCCUCCUCGAGUCUUUGCAAUUUCCCACACCGCAAAUGCCAUCCGCAUCUCUUGUACAACUUCAGUGUUGCCUCGAACUGUGGUGCAACACACCCGAGAUUCCCUCCAUCCUCUUCCAAUGAUGUACCAGGUGCAGAUGACCUGUCCUCGUGCUUCAUAUUCUUGAACGGGCAGAGAGCACACGCUCACUGCAUGCAGUUGCCCAGAAUCGGGCACUCGGCGGCCUUCAUGCCGGCGCCCGGAGCCGCCAUCUCGGCCGGUAGAGAAUGCGAUCGAGUCCUGCUGCAUGUCUCCCCUAUUCACGACGGCCAGCCAUUGCCCGAGUUCGGUCUGCCGCCGGCACAGACCCGCUGCGCUGUGCGAUGCGAUACAGCGAUAUCCGUACCAAGAAUCAGAAUGAUAUGGGGCAUGAGUCGUUCCACCCAGUUCGGUGGGGACCAAGGCCCCUCAUCAGCCAACAUCACGCAUUAUCGCUCGACCCUGACCAUUGUUGGACGACCGACUCGAGGGAUGAUGACGGCAUCAUUCAAACCCAUGAAAGGCGGGGUGGAACGAAGGAUAAUUCCUGAGCGUGCGGUGGCCGCCAGACCGAACCACCAAAGCCCACGACAUCUCCUCUCCUCCAAUCCUCCGUCCGGCAGCGGAGGCAAGUGUUGGAAACCAUUCGUCGCAACCAAUCCUGCACGAUCGCCCGCCAGCCGAUUUAUACACUAUUCCACCUUGCCAAGUGGGACUUGGUGGCUGCCAACUUUUUUUUACUGGAAGUUUUUAGUUCCUUCGCCGGAGUUCUUUUGUCAACCACCGGCCACUUACACGGACAGCACUUUACACAGGCUUCACCCCAACCACCACCGCCAAACAACCACGUUGUCGGUGGUUCACGAUGCGAUCCCCUAGGCGUUUCCUCGAUCCGCACCUACCGUGGCAUCCUGCCUUUUGACAUGCGCUAACCGCUGGCUCAGUCCACAGUCCACGUAUCCCGCCCCAAUGGACCUCUCGACUGUUUUCCAGCUUCCGAAUUCCCACAAAUGCCAUCCAUCUUCUGGACCCGGAACCAUGGAUAUCAGGGAAAAUGCCCGCCGCCGCGGUUGGAUCGGAGUCGGCUCCGCCAAGUCGGGGGGGGGGGGC